CACGAGCUCCCUCUACGUUCGCUGGUGUGACGUGGUUAAAAAAGCGUCGGUUGUCAACGGUAAUCCGAUAUCCAGAAGACUAGCAAUUGAUUCAGCUUGAUCUAGACAAGAUUGAAAAAUGAUUCCAAGAGUUGAAAGGUAUAGACAUCCAUCCAACAGAGCUAGCUUGAUGUAAGACAAUGUCCUCUUCCAGUUUUUGCACAAUGACAUCUUUGCUUGUCUUGAGCUAUGUCUUACUUCUCCACUGGAACUUUGUCCGUUGUAAGCUCCAAUAUGAUCCUGGAGGAUCUGAAGACCUGGACCUUCAUGAUGCUAAAGCAGCUAUUGGAAAGUACUUCAAAUACAGCAUUCCAGAGCCAAGAAUGAAAUUAAACGAGCAUAAAUUCAUUUAUGAGGUAUCAGAGGUUGGGACCAGCUCUAUCCCCACAUGGCUUGACUUCAACCAAACUUCUCAUACACUCCAUGGAAUUCCUUUGAUCACAGAGAAAGGUUUCUAUUUGAUGAAGGUAUCUCUGUUAUUCAUGUCUGACAAUACAACAUCUGUUCAAGCCCAAGACAUUUUUGCCAUUGAUGUAGAUUUUGAAGCAUCACAGGAACUGACCAAGAAAGACAUCUUAGCAGGUGUUGGUGCUAAACUCCACCAGACAUUAUAUACUGUUGGGAAAAUGAGUGAGCGUGAUACAUGCAGGAGAGGUGAAAUCAAGACUCUUAUGUCUGUAUUGUUUGAUGCAGAUGUAAACCAACUCAUGGGGGCCAGCAGAAUAUCCUUGAUCACCAGUUUAGCUUCAUUUGUUAAUCAACCCUUAGAAGAAUUCAUCAUGAGCUCCAAGCAUAGUAGUGUUAUGUUGAAGAUGCAGAAAGAUGUUGUGAUUGCAGCUGGUCCGGGUAACGUUCGCAAUGCUGGAAGCAAUGAUGGAAUUGUCGUAUCAUGGCCACUUCCCUGUGCGACACAAAACCUUAUUAUCCAAUUUCCAAAGGUGUUGUCUAGAAAUAUUGCAUCUGGGCACUUCAGAGACACUACUGGCUUCAAUGUGAUAAAUUGGUAUAUAACAAAAGUUAGCAAUGAUGGUGUGAAUGCUAGAGGACGUUCAAAGAGAGAGGCAGCAAGGACUAUGGUACCAACUCCCAAACCAUCGCAGACUGCCUCGGUCAUGACUACAACCUCUCUGCUUUCAAUCUCAUCUACUGCCCAAUCAAUGCAGACUAUUUUAACAUCUUUAGAAUCAACACAUUCAUUUACAUCAUUACGCAGUGAGCAGACAAUGUCAUUUUUUUCAUUCAGUACAUCUGGAUUUGAAUUUCCAACAACUCCAAUGGACCUCUUCUCCUCUACACCUACAUUGACAAGUUUUGGAACAGAGAGUAGACAGGUAUCUCUUUCACAGUCACUAUUCAUGACAAGUUUGUCAACCUUCUUCAUGUCGCCUACAGCUGACGUGUUUAGUUUGUCAGUGCAGACAUCACUUUUCUCUCCUACAUCUCAUCAAAGAACUACUUCCUACCAGACACAAAUCUUGUCACCUUUGGAAAGUUCAACAGAAGAAUUUUUGACCUCCUCUAUUUUCAUUUCAAGUGAUAUAAUUUCACGAAGUAAUAUAGUCUUUCCCAGUGUACACAGUACAUUGGAUGAUAGUCAAAGUAUAUUUAAGUCAACUGAUAUAAUUUCAUCUUCUUUGCAAAUAACCAAAUCACCAAGUAUUUCUUAUGAUGAAUCUGUUCCAUCAACCAGCUCGGUAUUCACAGUGCUUUCUAGUCAAUCCAGUGAGAGCUUAACCAGCAAAGUUUAUAUAUCAAGUAUGUUUUCAUCUAGUUUACUAUCUACCCUUCGAAGCUCCAUAUUGGAUUCAACUGCUUUUCCCGAAAUGUCCAGUGGUGGAAGUCUCAUCCCAUCAGUAUCUACAGGUCUUACAAUAUCUUUAGGAGCUUCAGACUUUGAAAGUACACAUACCUUAAGGUCUACAUCAGUAGAUGUAACAACAUCUUCCCAGAUUACAUCAACACCUUCAGAUAGUGCUAUUUUGUCAACUUCUCCAUAUUUAUUUAGCACUCUCCUGUUUUCAUCAGAGAUAACUAUAUUUUCCACUGGAUAUGUUCAGACAUCAAAUAGCCUAAUGUUAACCUUGUAUGUUGAGACUAGUUCAGGAGGAACAAUGAUAACAAUGCUUUCAACAUCAACCCCAAUGUCUUCACAAAUUUAUAGCAGUUUAUUCUCAACAACGAGCAUCACAGCACCCUCGCUCACAUAUGUAACCACAAGUGAAGUGACAACACUUAUGACCUCUUCAGGAGUAUCCUCCAAACAAGAUGUUUCAACAGCUACUGCCGUUUUUCCUACAUCACUGAGGUCUAUUGAAAUCCAAUCAUCUGACAUUGUUCAAAGUAGAACAGUCUUUCUCUCAUCCACUGUUGCACCUCCAAGUACUAUGUCAUCUAAUUAUGUUUUAAGCCCUAUGCCACCGUCCACUGUAACGUUUACAAGUUCCAGUUCCAGCAAGCUGGUGAUGUCCACCCUUGAAACAUCUGCAUCAGGUAUGAUUCAGUCAAGUCUUGUGGAAACUGACACAAUUUCUUUGUCAUCACUGAUUGGAGUGAAUACACUUUUAAGCACCGAGGAUAUCACAGCAUCUCCCACCUUACCCUCGGAUAGUUUUUUGAGCACUGGUAUUUUCAUAGACACCUCUUCUCUGUCUGAACUUUUAUCCUCAUCUUUGUCUCCAAAGAUGUCAAAUUACUUGACAUCAAAUUUGCCAAACACCCCUAUCACUGCUUCUUUAGUCAGUAUAACAGAAAUGUUAUCUGUCACACAGUCAUAUAUAUCAACAGGAACUCUUUUGACUGGUGGAGUGACUGAAAUAUCCAUGACCUCAACAUUCUUUCAAACACAUAGUUUGGGAGCUACGGGUGUGUCUGAGAUAUCAACUUCUAUCUUACACAAAUCUUCUGAAUCAGCUAUGUUAUCAAACAGCUAUCUUGUGUCAUUAUUUAGCUCAAGUACCAGUGAGUUUCCAUUUCUUAGCACAAGCAUGGCACCAUCACUUUCAUCUGUGACAUAUGUAAAUUCUUCAGCACCUACUGGUUCUAUUUCACCCUCGGAGCAAACUUCGACAGACAUGUUUUUAACAACUCUUCAACUAUCAACUUCAGAGAUAUUAAGCACAAGUGCUUUUCAGACAUCUUCUUUUUCUGUUUCAUCAAUGGCAAGUUUCCCAACUCCCGCUUUAUCAUCCACUGGUGGAUCUCUUGCACACUCUAUCCUUACGUCUACUGUCAGUCAGGAAACUACAAGUAUUGGGUUAGAAUCUGAUGUCAAGUCAAUGACCUUGUUCUUUUCAGAUUCUUCAAGUGAAACCUCAACAUUCUUGUCGUCUGAAAUAGCUUCCAGUCUCAAAUUUACACUUUUGAGUACCAUCAUGCAAUCUCCGUUCUCACAGUCCUACAUCUAUCAUUCUACUUUUGUCCAGCCAUCAAGCUCAUUGGCAUUAUCAUCUUCUUUGGGCUAUUCAAGUCCCCAUUAUAGGUCUUCUGCCCAAACAGCAUUUUCUCCCAUAUAUUCAGCAACGUCACAUUUCUCAAGUCAUUUUUCUGACUCCAAGACCACUUCUGUACCAUCAUUGAUCACAAGUUCUUUGCUUGAGACAGGGAGUUUAGUAUCAACAGAGAUAAAAACACAAUCAGAACUAAUGUCCACCAGUGUAUCUUCUGUAUUUCCAUCAACUGAAGAGAUGGUAAGGAGCUCAUUUUCUCUAGGUAUAUCAUUAUCAGUACCCUCCUUAUCAAGCAAUUUAAGAACCCACUCAGAACUGUCUACGAGUGUACCUUCCAUUUUCUCGUCAUCUGGAAGAAAGAGUUCCUUGCCAAGUCCUACGAUGUCAUCAAUCCAUUUGAGCACUCAACUUAUGCCUACCAGUUUACAUUCCAUGUUCUCAUCUACUGAAGAGAUGGUCAUGAGCUCCUUGUCAAGUCUUACUCCGUCAUCAUCAAUCCCCUCCUUAUCCAGUAAUUUAGAAACUCAGUCAGAACUGUUCUCUAGUGUACCUCCCAUAAUCUCAUCAACUGAAGAGAUGGUCAUGAGCUCUUUGAUUAUCCCUACGCCAUCACCAUCGGUACUGUCCAUUUCAGUGGUGAUGACAUCCAGCUCUAUUAUAUCACCUAGUCCUACUGUUUCUCAGACAUCUAUGACAGGCCAGACUUUAGUACUGCCUUCGCUUCCCAGCACAGAUGUAUCGAUGCCAAUAUCAUCACGCUUUGUUUCAGUUUCUGACAUCAAACCAACACCGCCAUCAUCCAGUCGACUUGGUGUUAUGUCCACGCCAGUUGUCACCACUCAACCAGCUACAACUCCGACAGAAACCACAACAGAACCUGAAAACCAGAGGCCUAUUAUCCAGUAUCCCAUUGAUGAAAUCAACAUUGCAUUAGGAGAUGUUCUAUAUUUCUCUAUCCCAGAAGACACUUUUCGUGACCCAGAGGAUGGGUUAACCUUUGACCUUGAGCUUGACCUGCUCACUACAAACCAUGAACCAGUGAGUUCUUCUCACUGGCUUCAGCUAGUUAAUAAUCAGCUGACUCUUGCUGGUAUGCCUUUAGACAGCAACCUCACAUUAUCAAGAAAUGAAUAUCUCUUGUCUGCAAGAGAUUCAGAGGGGCUGGUUACUUAUGAUGCAUUUGUUGUCAAAGUGCAGGAAAGAUCUUUAGAGUAUAAUCAUGAAUUAGUCAUCACCCUCAACAAUGACUUUCAAAAUUUUGUGGAAGAUAGCCAAAAUAUUGUUUCAUUAUGUGAUGGUAUAGCCAUUUAUCUUGGAGAUCGAAAUACUGAUGCUUUCAGUGUAGCUUCACUGGCUAAAGGUUCUGUAGUUAUGACAUAUUCAAAUAGAACCAUAACAAACAAGUAUUGUGAUUAUAAAGCUAUUGAAAAUAUAUUUAGCAGCAUGGCCUAUCCCAAUGGCACACCAACAAAUGACUUUGAAAAAGUUCUCUUGCCAAACUAUGAAAUUAGAAACAUUGGAAGGAUAUUCUUAAAUAUUUGUUCUGUAAGUACUUUUUCGCCUGUGACUAAUAUUACUGAGUAUCCUGGGACCAACCUACUUCUUGUGACAGUACUUCCAGCAUCUCUGCUGUCUUUCCUAUUUUUAUUCUGUUUCAUCAUCAUCUGUUGCUGUUACAAGCGCAGUAGAGGUGGGGAGGAGUUCUUGCUGCAUGACGAGAAACCUAUCUUUGCAAAGAAUCGCAAGCCAAUUUACCUAGAUGGAGAGCUUGAUGAUAAAGAACCCAAUAGGACUUCUCAUCCUGUUAUUCUCCCAAUCGAUGUAGACCCUGUAAAAUCAUCUCAGACCUUCAGACGAAAACCUCAUGAAUAUCAAAGGGAGCCAAAACCACCACCUCCUCAGUACAGACUGCCUGAAUAUGCUCAUGUGAACUUGGGUUAUGAUGGUUUUGAUAAUGAAGUUGAAAAUAAUGUGUAUGAAAUGGAACCUCCAACAUAUACUUCACAACCCAUUCUCCAUAAUGCAGCUGAUCCGAUGUCACUUCCACCUCUAUACAGAUUGCCUCCACCAUACCAGUCUCAAGAUAGAGGAUUCUUUGAAGAAUCGGACAUUUGAUUUAAUGCUAUCUCAGCCAUGGCGUGUUUUCCGUCAGCAAGAAAUUAAUCCACAUUGUGCUGCACUCAACCCAGGUGAGAUGAAUGGGUACCUGGCAGGAUUAAUUCCUUGAAUGCACCAAGUGCCUUUAGCAGCUGGAGCUACAGCCGUGGUAAUAUAUAGUGCGCCAAUAGAUAUUAAAUAGGAAACUGGAUAAAUCGGCGCCCCCAAAAUGCUAUGUAUUAUUAUUAUCUCUUCAUGUGACUCAGUUAGCCUAAAUAUAGUAGCCAGUUCAUGGGAAGGCUCUCAUGGCUUAGUAUUUAUUUCAUCAGGAUUUUUUUAGUGAAAGUUUUUAUUUGAUAAGCAACAUAAUAUUAAAUGAUUUUUAUGCAAGCACUAUCUCAAAUUUUAGUGAAAAUUAUUUUUGUAUCAUUGACUAAUGACUACACAUUUUCUAAAGUGAUGCUCUAUCCAAUAGAACAAAAUGAAAAAAAUAAUUAGGCUACUACACACAUAGGAACAAGAUUUCAAUCAUUACUUCAAACAAAACUUAAGGGGAAGCAACACUCACUUUACUCUGAUGAAUGUAUGUUUUAGCAAUAUGCAAUAGUACAGUAAAGUUUCAUGUGUAAUACUUUCAUGUGUAAAUGUAAUACUCUACACAUAUUUAAACUGAAAAGAACGCCAAUUCACAGAGACUUACAUUUAUCAUUAUUGAAACUUCAUGGUAUCUAGGAUGUUGAUUGGCUGCCGAUCCAUGUUACUAGUUAGUUACCAUAAUUGUAAGUAUUGCUGAAAUGACACCCAGGUAAAACAUCAAAUAUCAUUGAAUUACUGAAACCUGUACUUAUUACAUUCCAAGAUUAUCACAAGUAUGCAUUCAAAUUCAUUUUUCAACUCUGACUUAUUACUUUAAGAGGGAAUUAGUGCAUAUUAUAUUACAUGCAUGUAAAUUACGCCCCUAUUGUGACAAAACUCAUACAUGUUGAUUCUUAGAGAUGGGUUGACCAUUAUUUAAUCAACACCAUUCAUUAAUAACACUUUUUUUUUCAGAUGAUUACAAACCACAUUUACAUACUAUAUUUUUCAUGAUAUGUUACAUAGUUAUUCAGAUUAAUUCUUAUGUUCCCCUGUCCUUGGGAUUCAUCAUUUAUGUGAAUAUUUCUUUAAUUUUUAAAUUCUUACUCCUGACCCAUGUUAUAUUGUACAUGUAUGUCUUAGUAGAAAUUAGCUGACCAAAAGGCUUCUAAUGAUCAUGAACUUUGGUGGGACACAUAUCAUGAAAUGAAUAAAUUGAUUGUGAUAUUGCUUUCAGAUUUUGAAAAAUUAAGGGAAUAGGCAAUUAAAAAAAUAUGCCGUUAUGAAUAUUUGAAAUUUGUGAUUAAUUUAACUCUAACAGGCUUGGGGGCAGCAGAUUGGCACCCCCAUAGACAUUUUUUGUGCCGCUCGCUGACUUUUCACUUUGAAGUCUUGUGCAACUUUUGAGAUCAACUUUACAACACCAAGCGAUGUGGUUACAAUAUUGCACAACAUUGUGUAAGUGCAUUUCAGCCACAAAAUUGAUAUUAAAAAAGGGUGAAUUCAGUAAAAAUCCAAUGCAAAUCAUGUUUUUUUAGCAAAAAUUCAUAAAUGUAUCAUUUCUACUUUUACUAAUUAAAAUCAGUAAAUUUUAUCGGUUUUUAUCAGAAUUAAGACGACAACAAUUCCCACUGAAUAAAGCAAUAAAAAACAAAUGUUAAAAAAGAAAUAAAUGUUCAAUACUUAGACAAAGAAUUGUUAUACCCAUUUGUUUGUCUCAGUUGCAUAGCAUGCAGGGCAAGACUAGGUGCCGCUUUUCCGGCGAUUGCAGCGUCGUCAACAUUGAAAUUUUUACCAAGGUUAAGUUUUUGAAAUGUCAUC
Messenger RNA from Lytechinus variegatus (green sea urchin), 7478 nucleotides. Its product is annotated as mucin-17-like. The record is from RefSeq and is a predicted model, not a curated record. The coding region runs from base 180 to 5600 and encodes 1806 amino acids. Gene Ontology annotation, biological process: morphogenesis of an epithelium; muscle attachment; nerve development. Gene Ontology annotation, molecular function: laminin binding; calcium ion binding. The transcript is spliced from 4 exons. Gene Ontology annotation, cellular component: sarcolemma; dystroglycan complex; dystrophin-associated glycoprotein complex. Lineage: Eukaryota; Metazoa; Echinodermata; Echinoidea; Temnopleuroida; Toxopneustidae.